Molecule: messenger RNA, 3689 nt
Organism: Notechis scutatus (mainland tiger snake)
Lineage: Eukaryota; Metazoa; Chordata; Lepidosauria; Squamata; Elapidae
Gene: ACTL7A
Product: actin like 7A
Source: RefSeq, a predicted model, not a curated record
UCUCCCAGCAAUUGCACAACCUCAUUGCUAUUGUAGAAAGAAGCCUUUGUGAAACCCAGUUGAAAGUAAAACUACAUAUUGUGUAAGGCAGAGUGUCAGCCCUUCGAAGGUGGGACUCCACAAGCAGGUGAGCUAGAGAUGAAGACUGCAGAAGACACCCCCCCACACACUUGCCAUUUUUUUUGUGCCUCGCUUCUUCAAAAUAGACAUUAACACAUAAUUUUGGGACAGCUCUUCCAGAUUCUCUGGUGUGCCUUGUUUCACCAAUUCAUCUCAGCUCAUCAGCAAGUCCAUCUCAACAUUGAUUAAUCAGAGCAAAAACACCCCACCCAUUAUCUCGUAAAAUGAAAAUUUGAUGUGAAUGUAGAAAAUAUGAUUUGUUUUUAGCUUUAAACUCUCUUGAUUACCUGUUGCUUUCUUAGCAGAAUCAUCAAAAGAAGCUCUCAAUCUUUGUGCAAAAUUCUGAUAGUUCUCCAAUACUAGAUAUUUGAUAUUGGGCAUACUUCAUUUGGCUGUCUCUUUCAGCAAACUCAGAAUAAAAGUCAUCUCGAUGAGGUCUGUGGUAUAUUCUGUCAUCCCACAUCAGUAUAAACCAUCUCAAUGUGAAGCUAUAAAAGUUAGAAUUGAUCCUGAGCAUUUCCAAAACUUUUCUGGCAAGCUCCCAUGUCACUGCUGGUUGAGGUAAGCCAUGUUGCAAAAGCUGUGCUAGGUGCAUCAUGGAAUUUUGCUUUAUAAAUCCACUUGUUAGUGUUACAAUAAUGCUGCAACAAGAUGCUUAGCAGAUGGUUGAGUGCUCUGAAGAUCAGAUCUUUGAUCCAAGAUAAAGAGUCUGCUUCUCCUAAUAGGUGUCAGUUCAAUGUAGGCCAUGGCAGGAAAAAGAUUCUGCAAGAUAUACAGUACUGGAUUUGUAAUCUACAUUACAGUAGAAUUUUGGAAAUCUAACAGCAUUUUCUCUUCCUCAUAAUUAAGUGAUCCUGUUUAAAUUUCUUUCUAGAGUUGUCUUCUUUCUUGGACUUCAAUUGUAUUUGGCUAACUGCUACAUUCCUCCUCCAAGAUUUGUGCUUUGUUAUGCUGGACUUGUAUAAUUAGUGAACCCACAAAUUUGAAAUCAUGUUUAGAAUAUUGUGAAUGUAUGUAUGGUUUGGUAUAUUGUACAAAUAUAACCUAAAAAUGACCCCCUUUUUGGAUCUUAAGUGUAGAUAAAAUUAAAUGUAGGCAGCCUGCCCUUGAGGACAAUCUUCUCGAAACUAAUGUGUUGGAAGUACUGCUCAAAGAAUUCCCAUUAUGAUGUCACAAUGCUUACUGUUGGUAUCAUCAGGCCUUUACUACAUCAUGUCCAUUCCUGCCAUUUGAAAUGGUGGUCAGUACAUGGAGAGUAAGCAUAUAUGAGCAUCAGGAAAUAAAAUGUCAAGCAGAGGAAGUGCAAGUUCUGGCUCUCUGCCGUCAAAGAAAGGACCAGCAGUCAAGCCGAGUACCAAAUUUAGAGAAGAGGGAGAGGCAGCUCCAAGGAGGAUAGUAAAGGAGACAAGAGCUGUUGUCAUAGACAUUGGGACUGGCUCCUGCAAAUGUGGCUUUGCUGGAGAACAAAAGCCAAGCCAUGUGAUUUCAUCUACUGUAGGCAAGCAUAUCCAGGAGACAGCAAAGACUGGAGAUAACCGGAAGGAAACUUUCGUUGGAAGAGAACUUCAGGAAGCUACAGUACCCUUAAAACUUGUCAAUCCUUUAAGACAUGGAAUAAUAGUGGACUGGGAUUCUGUUCAAGAUAUGUGGGAGUACCUUUUCCUUAGGGAGAUGAGGAUUCGACCUGAAGAGCAUGCUGUCCUAGUAUCGGAUCCUCCUCUAAGCCCUACCACCAACAGAGAAAAAUAUGCAGAAAUGCUCUUUGAAACCUUUUGCACACCUGCUAUGCACAUUGCUUACCAGUCAAGAUUGUCAAUGUAUUCCUAUGGAAAGACCUCAGGUCUCGUGGUGGAGAGCGGUCAUGGUGUCUCCUAUGUAGUUCCCAUUUACGAAGGAUACACCAUGCCAAGCAUUACCGAAAGAGUAGACUAUGCUGGAUCUGAUGUCACUCAGUACCUAAUGAAGUUAAUAAAUGAGAAUAUAAAAUUGUUCACAGAGAAAGACUGGAAUAUCGUAGAGGAUAUCAAAGAGAACUAUUGUUUCACUUCACUGGAUUAUCAACAUGAUGCAGCCACAGCUCCCAGGAAACAUGAGGUUGAGUAUCAGCUUCCUGACGGGCAAGUUAUCAUUAUUGGCAAAGAAAGAUUCUUAUGUGCUGAAAUGCUCUUUAAGCCAUCCUUGAUAAACUCACAGCAACUGGGACUUCCUCUCCUGACCAUGACUUCCCUCAACAAGUGUGAUGUUGCCCUCAAAAAGAACCUGAUGGGCAACAUCUUGUUAUGUGGGGGCUGCACCACACUAAAGGGCUUUGCUGACCGCUUCCAGAGAGAGCUGAUUAGAAUGUGCCCAAAUGAUAAUCCCAUUUCAUCAGCUUCUCCGGAAAGGAAAACAUCUGUCUGGACCGGAGGCUCCAUUCUUGCAUCUCUCAAGGCUUUCCAGCAGCUUUGGGUUCAUAGAAGAGAGUAUGAAGAAAAGGGUCCUUUUUACAUCUACCGGAAAUGUUUCUAAAUCCCAAACGUGAAUCCCUUCGCCUAGGAGAACGGGGUGAAGUUUGGUUGACAAAAUGGACACACUUUCCCCUGCUACCCCUAUAAUACCAAUCUGCAUGUUAUAUGAUCUGGAUGACAUUCUGUUCUCUGUGUAUUAAAAGCUCAUUGUUGUAACAGCAAAAGAUAGCAUUCCCUUUUUUGGUGCGAGUAACAACAAAAAUCAGAGAAGAUUAAUGCAUCAAGGAAAACCUUCCAAUUAGAUGAUCUAUGCUGAGAGCCAGCAACUGCACUUAUUCAUUCAUUCAUUCAUAGUAAGCUUUGUUGAACCGAAUGGGAUUGUCUUUUGAAUAAAUUAGGGAGGAUUGUACACAUACUAUAUUCCUGAAAACAGUGUCUAUCUUAACAAAGAAAAAUAAAAAGCAGAGUAGAACACCUUAAAAUAACAAAAUAUCUCAUGAAUUCCAGUUGUGUUUUUGCAGAAUUUUUAAACCUUACCUGUUAUAUAGCCAGUGCUAACCUUGCACCAUUCACAUGCUUUCGAAGUAUAUCCCAGCAACUUUAGCAGCUCUGAGAUUUCUUUUAAGAAUAAAGUCAGGUUUUCAUUAGCAAACUUGUGCAUGUUGGCUAUGCAUAAUCUUUAGAGGUUGCACAGAGUUAUGAAAUUGCAAUCCACAGUAUUUGUAAUAUGCACCCUUUAUUAAAAAUAUAAACAGGCAUCGGUCAACAUUCAUACACAAACAUAUCUGUUCGUGUAUUCAAUCACUGGAAACUAUGUCCAGAAAAGGACUGUGUACUCGGUGCUUCAUCAUGUAGAAAAUCAAAGAUGAGAGAUUCAAAGAAAAAAGUUACAAUAAAACUGUAUUAACCUCUCCCCAUCUUCUCUCUCCUUUGUUCUCAGAAAAAGAAUGUUCCACCAAUAUUCAGCCUGUCAAAACAGGGCUUAAUAUAUUAAUAAAAUUCUUGCUCAGUGGUACUGAAUUGUGUAUCUUUAAAAAAAUCCCUACAAAAAUAAAGUGCUACUGGUAGCCCUGCUUUAAAAUCUCCAAAUAACAUUUCAGAUAUCAAACUGCAAAAAAAAAA